This is a messenger RNA of Melanaphis sacchari, 1109 nucleotides long. RefSeq names its product cytochrome b ascorbate-dependent protein 3-like. The transcript is spliced from 6 exons. Gene Ontology annotation, molecular function: oxidoreductase activity. The coding region runs from base 207 to 1094 and encodes 295 amino acids. Lineage: Eukaryota; Metazoa; Arthropoda; Insecta; Hemiptera; Aphididae. The record is from RefSeq and is a predicted model, not a curated record.
UGGUAUCCACUCGUCGCCGUCGGUUAGAAAUCAGCAGUCGCUUUUAGGUUACGCGCGACAGUAUACUUCUUACGUACAUGUACAUAUUGUAAUUGAUUUGUAAUAUUAUUAUAUUUUAUAUCGGUCACGUCACGUAAACGCAAAAGCCCGUUGUUCGUAAUUGUAGUGUAACAAAACGGUGAACGCAUUAUUUACCGACCGCAGCCAUGUACGCUUUGCAGACAGUCGGCAGCACGACCAGCUCCGUCAAAGAUGACACGGAGGUCUUAGAUUUGGACGACGUCGGUAACUCCAUAGUCGAGCAAAUCAUCACCAACAGUAACGCCGUCAAACGCACGGGGAACAUAACGGCAAAUGGCUAUCAAUCGUCUCAAACUCAUCCAGCGAUACAUAAUUAUGAGCAAAACGUCAAAAAAUACAGCACUGGUUUGUGUUUUUGGACGAUAUUUCAAGCUGUCGGACUUACAUGCGUUGCCACGAUUAUUUGCCGAUCUAUCAUAUAUCAACACGGAUAUUUUGAGGUGUCUCCUCACAGUAACUCGACGUCGAUCACUAAAAACCAAUUUUCCAAUUGGCAUUAUUCGCUUAGCACAAUUGGAUUCAUAUACCUCUAUGCUAACUCGAUUUUCAUGAUAAAAUCUCACAAAUCCAAAGUGUCGUUACCGUACGUGAUGUUGCACACGUUCGCGUACCUCGUGUCGGCCUUGGGGCUGUGCGCCAUGUAUGUGCACAAAGAAGCGGGCAAACCCGAGGGUAGUGCAUUCUACGAGGGCCAUUUAUACUCGAUACACUCUUGGACCGGUAUAUUGGCGGCCGCCAUGUUCACGGUCCAAUGGCUGACUGCCGGCGCCACGUUCAUGAUGCCAUGUCUGCACAGCAUAGGGUUACCGCUGGGAAAGAUGUUCAGCCUGUACACUACCAUCAUGUCAACCAUCGCCCUGAUUGCCGGACUCAACCAACACGCCAUUAAGACGUUAGCAAUGAAUUACAAAACGUAUUCAAUUGAAUCAUUAGUUUUGAACGGUUUUGGAUUACUCGUAAUAAUAUUUUUAUUUUUAAUUGGUUAUAUGGUUAUAAAACCUUAUAGAAAUUAAAUGUUUUAAUUUAUU